Periophthalmus magnuspinnatus is the source of this 444-nucleotide messenger RNA. RefSeq lists its product as uncharacterized. Gene Ontology annotation, biological process: digestion. NCBI's taxonomy places the organism in Eukaryota, Metazoa, Chordata, Actinopteri, Gobiiformes, Gobiidae. The transcript has 3 exons. Gene Ontology annotation, cellular component: axon; extracellular region. The record is from RefSeq and is a predicted model, not a curated record. Gene Ontology annotation, molecular function: neuropeptide hormone activity. The coding region runs from base 48 to 359 and encodes 103 amino acids.
GUCUGCUUAGAUCUACUUGUAAACUCAUCACACAGCUCCACACAGACAUGCAUGGCAAAGGACUUGGAGUUUUUGCUGUACUGGCCUCACUUCUCGUGUCCAGUGCAGCUUUACCUGAAAAACACACAGUGACGGACAAUAUCCUACAGAAGAUUCUCUCCAGACAGGACAUUAUCAAAGACCCUGGUGCAUCAGAGACUCGCAUUGAGAGGCGGGCACAUCUUUCUGAAGACAAUCGCGAGAUUAUGGCCAAACAACUCAUGCAUGCCAUCUCAGAAUUGAUGAACUCGGACUGCAUGUCUGACCGGGACUACCAGGGCUGGGUGGACUUUGGACGCCGGGAUGCAGAAAAGCCUUAACUAAAGAACUGGAGAUGUGACUUGAUUUUCAUUCACAUCUUGUAAACUCAAAGUCAAUUUGCUCAGAUUGAAAUAAAUUAAUGUU